AUGGCUAACAGCGACACGCUUGAUACUGCAUCAACCCCGUUUGACCAACAUAACAUUGCUUAUAGGAAUAGGAUGAAGAGAAAACAUGAAGAUAGCCUAAAUAUGGAAAUGGGAAUGAAUGCGUUCAUGUCGGAAAUGAGAAAUCUAUUUGAAGUACAAAACAAUAAAAUUCAAUCACUACAAGAAUCAUUAAAUACCAACUCCGCUAAACACAAGGAAGUCAUAGAGGACAUGCACGCAAUUAUAAGUGAGAUCAAAUCACAAAACAUAUUGCUUAAAAAAUCUACUGAUUCAAUUGAAAAGUGCGUGGAUAAUUUAUCUACUAAACUAGAUGAUGUAUCAAUUAAAGUAAGCACACUUGAAGAGAAUUGUUCUGCAAACGACAAGCAAAUAAGUCUUAUUGAGAGUAAAAUUGAAGAACUAGACAGACAAGCCUCUCUUACGCUAUUAGAAAUUCGGAAUGUACCUACGAAACCUAAAGAAAACCUUGAUGACCUGUUGAAAAUAGCAAUAGACACAGCCAAAACUGCCAACGUUGAAAUAAGCAAUAAAGACAUCAAAGACAUUCGGCGCCUUCCUGGUAAACCAGAGGCGAACAAACCAAUCGUCGUCAAUCUUAAUUCUGCCAUAGACAAGAAAAACUUAAUAAAAGGAAUAAAGGCUUUUAACUCAAGUAAUAAAAACGACAAAUUUAAUUCAACUCAUCUUGGCCUUGAAGGGCCCUCUAAGGCGGUAUAUGUUGGAGAGCAUUUGACAGCCAAAGCAAAAAGAUUAUUUUAUCUCUCACGUGAAUAUGCAAAAUCCAAAGACUACAAAUACUGCUGGACAUCGAGCGGAAGAGUGUUUCUCAGAAAAGAUGACAAUGCACCAUACAUAUUAAUCGCUAAUGAGAAACAAUUGGAAGAUAUCAAUAAUUUAGCACCCAAUUCCAAAUGA
This is a messenger RNA of Plutella xylostella (diamondback moth), 936 nucleotides long. RefSeq lists its product as uncharacterized. Lineage: Eukaryota; Metazoa; Arthropoda; Insecta; Lepidoptera; Plutellidae. The record is from RefSeq and is a predicted model, not a curated record.